UCCGCAUUUCUUCCGUACCAAGUCCUCAUCACACUCAUCACAUCCACCCUCAAGAUAGAUUGGUCAGAUAUCGGUUGCGAGAUAAUAGAGGAUUGGUUGUCGAAACGCGGUCAAUAUGACUUUGUACCUUCCACAGGGGAACCAUACCACAAAAUCAUAGAACUCUACUGUUUGCACGUAUUGGGCGAGUGGGAGUGUGUCAGAGAAUUC
Suillus paluster is the source of this 210-nucleotide messenger RNA. RefSeq lists its product as uncharacterized. NCBI's taxonomy places the organism in Eukaryota, Fungi, Basidiomycota, Agaricomycetes, Boletales, Suillaceae. The annotation marks the transcript as partial. The record is from RefSeq and is a predicted model, not a curated record. The transcript has a single exon.